ACAUAUACAUGCUUCCAUACCUAGUCCACAUUUUUGCCACUCUUACUUUUCAUCAUCGGUUUUAUCCAUGAACUUUUGCCGCUCGCCGCGCCUAUUUCAGCGCUCCUCCCUUGCAAGCCGUCACCGGGCGCGUUUUGGUCGACUUUACAGCAGUAGUCCGUCCGACUUGGAGUCGUGGAUCAGUAGUUUGACCAACAAGAAGCCAGAAAUCACUCAUGAUUUCAUCGAUGCGGAUCGCUGCAGUCAGCUUUUGCGGGUGCUUCCCACUCGCCAGCAAGGUGAUUACAUAGGCGAUGUCCCUGCAGGCAACCGUCUACCUCCUGCUCACCAUCUAAUCUUUUUCCGACCGAAGCCUAUGCUGCGAGAUCUCGGUCCUGAUGGAUCAUCAGUGGAAAUGAAUGCACCACCUCCCUUUACCAGACGAAUGUGGGCAGGAGGCUCCAUGGUCUGGUCCGAAACUAAUUCAUUACAAGUUGGCUCGCCGAUGACGCAAGCGCUCAGCAUACCUCGGGUGGAGCACAAAAAAGGAAUGGUAUUCGUCCAUCAGCAACGAGUUCUAUAUCCGGGCAUUCAGGAAACGGCCAGCACUGAUGGAUGGGCGUUAAAGGAAACGAGGAUCCAUGUUUUUCGACCGGCCCAACAGGCUGUUACUCCUGCCACCUCGGGUAUGUCCUCAUGGAGACAAGACGCUUUAUCACGCCAGACUCCAAUAAACUCCUAGCAAACCUCCGAUGCGAAGUAUUCAGAGGAACAACCGCUGACGAAUUGUCUGUUUGCGACAUUUAGGAGAUUCAUCCCUUGCUCACUCUUCCGACUCUCAUCUGAAUAGCCAUGCCGACAAAGAUGACGCCCCCUAUCAAUUCUAUUAUACUCCAACUUCCCCUUUACUUUUCCUUUACUCCGCGUUAACACAUAACCCUCAUAAGAUCCAUUACGAUCAGGAUUGGUCCGUAGCAAAAGAAGGGCAGAGAGGUCCCCUCGUCCAUGGCCCUUUAACUGCCACACUUCUUGUAGAAUUGGCAGGUCAGGUCGAAGGGAAGAAGCUCAAAGAAUUUAACUAUCGGGCUACCUCACCAAUGCUAUUGGAUGAGGAGAUCAGAAUGACUGGUCGGUGGUCAGAAGGCGGAGUGUUGACGUUGGAAGCAAAACAAGGGACCAAGGUGGGAAUGAAAGCCACAGCUAGUUUUGUAUGACCUUGCCAUGUAAUAUAUACCAACCCGUUGGGGGGGGAGGGACUUACGCCUCAGAUUAUAUCGAGCAGAAACAAUAAUCAAUUAGGAAGGAUUUGAUGUAUUUGAAAGUAUGAGGGUCGAAUUGUGUUGAAGACAAUUAGUUGUA
Cryptococcus deneoformans JEC21 is the source of this 1338-nucleotide messenger RNA. RefSeq lists its product as hypothetical. The record is from RefSeq and is a predicted model, not a curated record. The coding region runs from base 68 to 721 and encodes 217 amino acids. Gene Ontology annotation, cellular component: mitochondrion. Gene Ontology annotation, molecular function: (3R)-hydroxyacyl-[acyl-carrier-protein] dehydratase activity. NCBI's taxonomy places the organism in Eukaryota, Fungi, Basidiomycota, Tremellomycetes, Tremellales, Cryptococcaceae. The transcript is spliced from 2 exons.